UCUGUUUCAGGGAGCCUGUCAAUCUCCACAGAGGAAAGGCUGGUGAUUCACCUCCUUAACCCAGCGCAUUACAACAAGCUAAUCCGUCCAGCGACUAACAGCUCACAACUGGUGUCAGUACAACUGAUGGUCUCUCUGGCACAGCUUAUCAGUGUGCAUGAAAGGGAACAGAUAAUGACCACCAACGUCUGGCUCACACAGGAAUGGAAGGAUUAUCGACUGACCUGGAAUCCAGCAGACUAUGAGGGGAUUGUAAAGGUGCGGCUUCCAUCCACUCACAUCUGGCUCCCGGACGUGGUCCUUUACAAUAACGCCGAUGGCACAUACGAGGUGUCCUUCUACUCCAACGCGGUGGUCUCACACGACGGCAGCAUCUUCUGGCUGCCCCCUGCCAUCUACAAGAGUGCCUGCAAGAUCGAGGUCAAACACUUCCCCUUCGACCAGCAGAACUGCACCCUCAAGUUCCGCUCCUGGACAUACGACCGCACGGAGAUCGACCUGGUGCUGCGCUCGGAUGUGGCCAGCUUGGACGACUUCACGCCGAGUGGCGAGUGGGACAUUGUGGCGCUGCCAGGGCGGCGCAACGAGAACCCCGACGACCACACCUACGUGGACAUCACGUACGACUUCAUCAUCCGGAGGAAGCCGCUCUUCUACACCAUCAACCUCAUCAUCCCCUGCAUGCUCAUCACCUCCUUGGCCAUCCUGGUCUUCUACCUGCCUUCGGACUGUGGUGAGAAGAUGACCCUCUGCAUCUCCGUGCUGCUGGCUCUCACCGUCUUCCUCCUCCUCAUCUCCAAGAUCGUGCCCCCCACCUCGCUGGAUGUGCCACUGAUGGGCAAGUACUUAAUGUUCACCAUGGUCUUGGUCACCUUCUCCAUUGUGACCAGCGUGUGCGUGCUCAACGUGCACCACCGCUCACCAACCACCCACACCAUGCCCCUCUGGGUCAGGCUGGUAUUCCUGGACAAGCUGCCUGCCAUCCUUUUCAUGAAGCAGCCCAGGAACAACUGCGCCAAGCAGAGGCUGCGGCAGAGGAGCAGAAUGGCAGCACACGGAGGAGGAAGGUGGCUUGCGCCCAGGAUCAGCGCCGAGCCCUGCGCCUGCCUCGUCAACCAGGCCUCCGCACGCGGGUACGGGGCGCGGCUCAUGGAGCUGCCGGUGGGUGCCAAUGGGGUGCGAGACCACGGGAAGAGGUCGUCACGCGAACAAUUCUACAGCCACAGGAUUGAAGAUACGAUGGAUGGAGUGGAGUUCAUUGCUGAUCACAUGCAAAGCGAGGAUGAUGAUCAGAGCGUGAUUGAGGAUUGGAAAUACGUUGCUAUGGUGAUUGACCGCCUCUUCCUGUGGAUUUUCGUGGUGGUGUGUGUGUUUGGGACCACUGGGAUGUUUCUCCAGCCGCUCUUCCAGAACCUCAAGUUCAAGAAAUUAAUCCCAUUCGUCGGUCCGGAAGAGGAAUAG
Messenger RNA from Carcharodon carcharias (great white shark), 1461 nucleotides. Its product is annotated as neuronal acetylcholine receptor subunit beta-2-like. Bases 127 to 1461 code for a protein of 444 amino acids. The record is from RefSeq and is a predicted model, not a curated record. The transcript has 5 exons. Gene Ontology annotation, biological process: monoatomic ion transmembrane transport; nervous system process; chemical synaptic transmission. Gene Ontology annotation, cellular component: synapse; postsynaptic membrane; neuron projection. NCBI's taxonomy places the organism in Eukaryota, Metazoa, Chordata, Chondrichthyes, Lamniformes, Lamnidae. Gene Ontology annotation, molecular function: transmembrane signaling receptor activity; acetylcholine-gated monoatomic cation-selective channel activity.